Messenger RNA from Mercenaria mercenaria, 2010 nucleotides. Its product is annotated as carboxylesterase 5A-like. The record is from RefSeq and is a predicted model, not a curated record. NCBI's taxonomy places the organism in Eukaryota, Metazoa, Mollusca, Bivalvia, Venerida, Veneridae. The coding region runs from base 42 to 1841 and encodes 599 amino acids. The transcript has 3 exons.
UUUAAAACAGAGUCGUAGUUGAGAAAUUGUUAGUUAAGAAAAUGCAUCUUCAAAUUCUUUUAAACAUUGUGCUAUGUGUUUCUCUCGGUUUUGCCGAGUUUCCUAUAACAAUUAUGACAAAUGCAGGGGAUUUAAUAACGGGAGAGUUGGAAUAUGUAAUGAUUGAUGGCAAAAAUAAAUUGAUGUCUAGAUACUUAGGAAUCCCGUAUGCAGAGCCUAUUGUCGGGACAAACAGAUUCAUGAAACCUAAACCGAAGCAGCCGCUUGGAAGGUUUGAUUCAAGACGUACUCCAAUGGCAUGUUUUCAACAAACUGGUCACGAGAUGGAAAUAUUAAAAAACAAGUACGGAAUACCAAGAUUUACAGAAGAUUGCCUUACAUUAAAUAUAUACUCGCCGUACCAGCUAAGUACAAGUUAUUUACUUCCAGUAAUGGUUUGGAUCCAUGGUGGGGGAUUCAGACAGGGCGCAGCCUCCAUGUAUAGUCCUGAGGGUUUAGCACUAUACGGAAACGUUGUUGUUGUUACUAUAAAUUACAGAGUCGGUAUGUUUGGAUUUUUGCGCGACAGUAACGGGACUGUUCCAGGAAAUCAAGGACUUUGGGACCAACAUCUCGCUUUGAAAUGGAUACAGAAUAAUAUCGAUAGAUUCCAUGGUGAUAAGAAUGACGUUACCUUAUUCGGACAAUCAGCAGGUGGUUCUUCGGCUCUUUUACAAGCCUUGUAUCCAGGAAACAAAGGGUAUUUUAGGCGAGUUAUUGCGGAAAGUGGAACUCCAUUGGCCCCAUGGGCUAUAAAAGACAUAGCAUCCGCCGAAAAAUAUCUAAAUGACAUAGAUUGUCCACCUAAUACAAACGAAACUUUACCAUGUUUGCAAAGCAAAAGCCCAAUGAUGCUUCUGUACAACAAAGCGAACCUAGGUCCUGUCAUAGACGGCGAAUUUCUGAUUGCGUCACCGGAGGAAAUACUGUUAGAACACUCACCACGGACUGCGCCUGCGCGAAAUAUGUUCGCAUCGGUCGAUAUCCUUCUUGGUUUCAACGAUAUGGACGGAGUCCUGUACUACAACACAUGGGCUUCGUUGCUAGGACAUAACUCGCUUGAUUUCAACGUAACAAAGAAGGAAUUUGAUGAGAAAAUAGUCCCUGAAUUUGUAAGGACUAAAUUUAGCUCGGCGUAUUCGAACGCUACACGAUAUGCUCUAACAGAAUUACUUACCUUUUUCUACACUUCAUGGAACAAUCCUAAAAAUUUACUAACAAUACGUAACACUCUUAUAGCAAUGUCUAAUGAUCCAAUGUUUCAUGUUCCGGCCUUCCAAGUUGCACAAGCUCACGCUAGUCUUCAACAAGGAAAUACGUACUUAUAUGAGUUUUCCGUACAUUCCGACAAACAUGCGUUGGCAGUUCCCCCUUGGCUAAAAGGUUCAUAUCAUGCCGAUGAAAUACCUUAUGUGUUUGGAUUUCCAAUUCGGUCAAACGCAUCAAUAUUUGGCCACAUGCUUUCAAAUUUUUCCAAAGAAGAAAAGCAAAUUUCGAGGACAACGAUGACGUUUUGGUCAAAUUUUGCAAAAACUGGAAAUCCAAACGUACCAGGAAAAGCCUCAUUAUUCUGGCCAGCGUUUAAUCUGACGUCACAGCAUUACUUUCAAAUAUCCAAUCAAAUGACGGAGGCGUCAGUAAAGGACAUGGCGCAGUUUCAUCCCAGACGAAUGGCGUUUUGGUCACAUCUGAUCCCACAUAUGAUAAAUUUACUGCAAAGUACCAUACAUGAAACAAAAGAGAUAUCACAAACUCAAAAUGAUACAUUUCAUUUAGAUUUAACGGUAGUUCCAAUCAAAUAGAACUCUUCAUAUCUAUAAACAGAUUCUCUGCCGGUUAUGUAUGAACAUUUCAACUUAUUUUUGACAACAACAUUACAAGCAAUUUUCUUCUCCUUCCAGAAUUUUAUGAAAAUUACUACUUUUCGACAUAGCCUCGCAACUCGUUUAAUAAAUUCAAUAUGAAAAGACA